Molecule: messenger RNA, 1245 nt
Organism: Volvox carteri f. nagariensis
Lineage: Eukaryota; Viridiplantae; Chlorophyta; Chlorophyceae; Chlamydomonadales; Volvocaceae
Exons: 8
Coding region: 1-1245 (414 amino acids)
Source: RefSeq, a predicted model, not a curated record
AUGGCGGCGGCGAUGGCCGUGGUGGUGGAGGUGGAGAUGGUGGCAUCUCUGCUCCUCCUCCCCGCCAACCUCCCCCUGCUGCUCCUGGUACUCUCCCUGGUGCUCCUAUCGCCGCCACCGCUGCUGCUGCUGCUGCCUGCAGUACGGGCCGAUCUGACGCGCUAUUACGGCAAUACCACGUACCCGUUGAACGAGCAGCUGUCGUACUGCGAGACGUUAGGGGAGCUGUACGAUGGUAUCGGAGCGGAUCUUCGGCUGUGGAAUAACUCAGAAGGUAUCUCGCGAGAAGCCCUGAACCUCGCGAUCUCGCGAUACACUACCCGCGGCCAGCAGAAAGGCAUGGCACUCGCGUUUUAUGAUGGCGUGCCGUACGUAGUGGACGAGCCAAAGUUAACAGGGCUGGGCCACCAUGUCAACAUCUUGUUCACGUACAUGCUCGUCAUGCUGGAUCUAGCGAGACAGUACGGCAACCAGAUUCCGGAUAUCGAAUUUGUAAUCGCCAGCUCGGAUCGGCCGCUGGUGCUGACGGCGGCGCAGCAGCCGGGCCCUAUCCCCCCGGUCAUGCGGUUCUGCUCCUCGGACGAGCACGCGGAAAUCAAGAUUCCAAUCUUCCACUUCUACACUAAGAAAUACACACAGAAGUACCUGGCUGGCUGUGAGGAGCUGGCAGCUAAGCAUCCCUGGGCGGACCGACAGCCCAUUGUGUUUGGACGGUUUUCCAAGUACUAUCGUUACAUCCACCCCUUGGCCAACAGCACUCUGCGGGUGGGGGCCCGUAACUCGACCAUUUGCCGUCAGGAGUCCUUGUUGACGCAGACGUGUGCCGUACGAUCUCACUUCAUGGAGUGGGCAGCUCGCCGCCACCCCGCCCUUCUGGACGUGAAGAGCGGCCCCCGGGUCAGCCUGGAGAAGCACGCCGAGUUCAAGUACCUGCUGCAUCACUACAUCCCCGUGUGGAAGGCGGGGGGCGGCCCUGAGGACGUGUUAGAGGCUGUGAAGUGGGCCUCGCUCAAUGACAAGGAGGCCGAGCGGAUGGCCGCAGCCGCCCAGGCAGUGGCUCUCAAGUACUUGAACAAGAGGGCGAGGUCGUGCUACUGGCUGAAGCUGUUCCAGGCCUACGCCUCCCUCCAGCGCUUCCCUGCCACUCCGGCGAACAAGACCUACUUGCGGAGUGUGGAGCAGUACUUGGAGACUGUGGGGAGGAAGUUUGAGGGCGGGCAGCAACUGCACAAAAUUGAAUACUGA